ACCCCCCAGGUCACUCUCAAGUCAUCUCUCUAUUCUCUUGUUUUCUUCUUCAUAAAAUCAACAAUAAUAAUAAUAUUCACUUUUAUCAAUAAUCACUUUAUUAAUAAUAAUAAUAAUCGCUAUUGCUUUUUCACCUUGUUUCUUACGCAACAAUGGCGAACAAUUUUCAUUACAUUUUACUAACACUAUUACUCUUCACCGUUACAGUAACAGUUUCAUCAAAAUCAAUGGAUGAUGUAAAACCUUCAAUCCCUCUCGUAUCAUUCCUCGAACGUCUUCAACAAACCGCAUUCAACACAUUCAAUAACCAUUCCAAUUUCGAUCCUAAAACCUACGUCGAUUUACCUCUCAAAUUCCCUCUCUCCGUUACCGAUCACGCUUUCCAGAAUCUUCCUAAAUCAUCCACCGGUUCAGUUUCGGUUCACGAUUUGAACCGGUUUAUUCAAACGUAUUUUGAAGGUGCAGGUGAUGAUUUGGUGUACUUUGAUCCAGAGGAUUUUGUUCCUGUGCCGAAAGAUUUUUUGCCUAAAGUGAAAAACCCUGAGGUUAGAGCUUGGGCGAUUAAGGUUCAUUCUCUUUGGAGAAAUUUGAGUAGGAAAGUUUCCAGUGAGGUGAAGACUCAUCCUGAGUUUCAUACUCUGCUUCCUGUUAUUGAUUCUGUUGUUAUUCCUGGUUCGCGGUUUCGGGAAGUUUAUUAUUGGGAUUCUUAUUGGGUAAUUAGGGGCUUGUUGGCUAGUAAAAUGUAUAAGACUGCUAAAGGUAUUGUCAACAAUCUCAUUUCCUUCAUUGAGGAAUAUGGGUUUGUUCUUAAUGGUGCUAGAGCAUACUACACUAAUAGGAGCCAGCCUCCUCUUUUAAGCGCUAUGAUUUAUGAGAUAUACCAUAGAACCGGUGAUGUGGAAUUAGUUAAAAGAUCUCUACCUGCACUACUAAAAGAGCAUGAGUUUUGGAACUCAGAUAUACAUAAAGUGACUGUUUCGGAUGCUCAAGGUUGCACUCACACCUUGAAUCGCUAUUACGCAAGGUGGAACAAACCCAGACCGGAGUCGUCCAUAAUGGACAAGGCAUCUGCUUCCAAGUUUACAUCUGUUUCUGAAAAACAACAAUUUUACCGUGAACUAGCAUCAGCAGCUGAAUCAGGAUGGGAUUUCAGCACAAGAUGGAUGAGACACCCUCCCAACUUCACAACAUUGUCUACAACGUCAGUGAUACCUGUUGAUUUAAAUGCAUUUAUACUCGGGAUGGAACUUAACAUUGCCUUCUUUGCAAAUGUUACUGGAGAUCAUAGCAUUGCCAAACACUUCCAGCAAAUUUCUGAUGUGAGAAAGGAGGCAAUUAACUCUGUUUUCUGGAAUGCAAACAUGAAACAAUGGCUUGAUUCCUGGCUCAGCAAUAAUACACAUGAGAAGGUUCAUAAUUGGGAUACUCUGCACCAGAAUCAAAAUGUAUUUGCUUCCAAUUUUGUUCCUUUGUGGAUGAAGCCAUUUUACUCAGAUGCUUCCCUUGUGGGUAAUGUUCUCAAAAGUCUCAAAACUUCUGGACUGCUUCGUGCUGCUGGAAUUGCAACUUCUCUGAGUGAUUCAGGACAGCAGUGGGAUUUUCCAAAUGGUUGGGCUCCACUUCAACACAUGUUAGUUGAAGGUCUGGUAAAAUCAGGGUUGGAAGAAGCAAGGUCAUUGGCUGAGGAAAUUGCCAUCAGAUGGAUCACUACCAACUAUAUUGUUUACAAGAAAACAGAUGUAAUGCACGAAAAGUUUGACGUGGAGCAUUGUGGAGAAUUCGGAGGUGGGGGGGAAUACGUACCUCAGACUGGUUUUGGCUGGUCGAAUGGAGUUGUGUUGGCAUUCUUGGAGGAGUUUGGAUGGCCUGAAGAUCGUAAAAUAGAAUGUUGAUGUGCUCUAAAAAAAUGAAAGGUACAAUAAGAAAACCUGUUAGUAAUUGUGUGAAAAGCUACGUGUUAAAGCUAAUAAAGCAGAGAUAAUGCAGAGCUUGAAUUCCAUAUCUAAUAUUUGAUUACACUGUUUAGAGAAUAUGGAAAGUGAUGGUUGGCAUCACAUAUCAAUACUUCAUAACAAAUUAUUGCAUUAGUGAAUCUAUUCCACCAAAGUGCUCCAUUGGUGGUAUUCUUCUCA
This is a messenger RNA of Trifolium pratense (red clover), 2132 nucleotides long. Its product is annotated as trehalase. The coding region runs from base 153 to 1892 and encodes 579 amino acids. The record is from RefSeq and is a predicted model, not a curated record. The transcript is spliced from 11 exons. Gene Ontology annotation, molecular function: alpha,alpha-trehalase activity. Gene Ontology annotation, biological process: trehalose catabolic process. NCBI's taxonomy places the organism in Eukaryota, Viridiplantae, Streptophyta, Magnoliopsida, Fabales, Fabaceae.